AUGGUUCCAAAAAAUGAUUUUAUUGGGCACAAAAUGAGUGCACAUAGAAGUUAUUGUGGGCAAGCCAAAAAAAAAUGGCGAAAAAUUCUGUAUGAACGUCAACCAUUUGAUGAUGAAUAUAGUGGUGGCAGCGAAUUUUUAAAAGAGCUAAAAACUAACAUAACGGUUGUUGAAUAUACAUUUGUGGAAGCAGUAUGUGGUGCUAGUCGCGUCAUGUUGCACUCAAAUGCUAUUGUUUUCUAUUAUUUGAUAUUUUAUUCUAUUACUAAUAACUCAAUAAGUACUACUCAACACUUCGCAUUGAUAUUUAGUGCUGCCUUAUUAUUAUAUAUCAUUUAUCUUUAUGUGAUAAGACCUACAAAUCUUCAGGAUCACAUUUAUACCUUUGUUUCUCUUGUUUGCUUUGGUUAUAUGUUAACACCAGUUAUCAGAACUCUAACAGAUACGAUCAGUACAGACACUAUAUAUGCAAUGUCCAUUAUACUCUUUCUUAUAAGCUUUAUCUUUCAUGAUUAUGCAAUGGUCGCACCACUGGUUUCAAUGAUUUUAUCAGUGAAUCUUUCGUUGGCAGCUUCAGUUUGUUUAGUCUCACGGGUACCUUCUAAUGAAUCAGCAUUUAAUCUUCUAGCACUUUCGGUUUUGCUUUUCUCAUAUUGGCCGGAAAUGCGCAAUAUGUUGUAUCGGAGAUGGCCAAAAUCAUCAUUAUUCUUAUUGCUCUCUUCAUCACCAGUUUUAUUUAUCGCACUCAAUCAAAUUUCUCAGUCCCUCAGUGUUUUGUAUAUUUUUAUGAAAUUCGAGAAGUUGGAAGAAUGUAAGAUUUAUUUUGAUAGAAGAAAUAUUUUCAGCACUAAACAUGGUCCUUGGGAUGAAGCAAUUACAACGUUUCAACAUUAA
This is a messenger RNA of Thelazia callipaeda (thelaziosis nematode), 894 nucleotides long. NCBI's taxonomy places the organism in Eukaryota, Metazoa, Nematoda, Chromadorea, Rhabditida, Thelaziidae. The record is from the annotation of a GenBank genome assembly.